This is a messenger RNA of Hipposideros armiger (great roundleaf bat), 2313 nucleotides long. Its product is annotated as disintegrin and metalloproteinase domain-containing protein 20-like. NCBI's taxonomy places the organism in Eukaryota, Metazoa, Chordata, Mammalia, Chiroptera, Hipposideridae. The record is from RefSeq and is a predicted model, not a curated record. The transcript has a single exon. The coding region runs from base 1 to 2313 and encodes 770 amino acids. Gene Ontology annotation, molecular function: metalloendopeptidase activity. Gene Ontology annotation, biological process: proteolysis; male gonad development. Gene Ontology annotation, cellular component: plasma membrane; external side of plasma membrane; sperm head plasma membrane.
AUGGUUCCUGCACGUUCCAUUUUGCUCUCACCAAUGGCUACAUAUAGUGGCUCCCUAAGAGCUGUGGGUGAGGCCCUGGUGCGUGCGAGGAACACUCUCCUGCCGCUCUGGCUGGGGGUGUUUCUGUUCUUAUCUGAAUGUUCCCAAGUUGGACACUCCCAACGCCAUGGUCCCGCAGAAGUGGUGAUUCCCCAAAAGGUAAAAGGCACUGGCAUUGGCUUAAAGGCUCAAGGUUGGCUGUCUUACAGAUUGCAUUUUGGGGGGCAGAGAUUCAUAGUCCACAUGAAGGUCAACAAAUAUUUGCUGCCCAGACACCUGCCAGUGUUCACCUACACAGACCAAGGUGCUCUUGUUGAGGACCAGCCUUUUGUCCAGAAUGACUGCUACUAUCAUGGGUAUGUGGAGGGGGACCCAAAAUCCCUGGUUGCCCUCAGUACCUGUUUUGGGGGCUUUCAAGGAAUAGUACAGACAAAUGACAUCGUCUAUGAAAUCGAGCCCAAAAGACCUUCUACCACAUUUGAACAUCUCAUAUAUAAGAUGAGCAGUGAGGAGACACAGUUCCCCUCCAUGAGAUGUGGAUUAACAGAUGAAGAAAUAGUGCGCCAAUUGAAGUUACAAGAGAGCAUUAAUUAUACUCUGCUGCAAAGUGGGUAUGAAGGCUGGUGGACCCACAAAAGGUUUCUUGAACUGGCGGUGGUAGUGGAUCAAAAUCGUUAUCUGUAUCGCCAAAGUAACACCUCAACUGUACUUAAGGAAAUAUGCAUUGUUAUCAAUGAAGUAGAUAAUUUUUUAAAUCCACUGGAUGUUGAUAUAGUUUUAAUAGGAAUUGAGAUAUGGACUGAAAGAAACCCCAUUGCAAUAGAUGACAUAUCUAAUUUGCUGACAGAAUUUUGCAUCUGGAAGAGAACUGACUUCAGUCGCCGCUUACCCCAUGAUAUUGCACAUCUUUUUGUAAUGCAGAGCUACGGCAUUAAUCUUGGCUUAGCUUAUGUUGGAACCGUAUGUUACGCUAAUAGUAAUUGUGGAGUUGAUAGUUUCAUAAUUGAUGAUUUGUAUGAAUUUGCAUACAUUGUGACACAUGAGAUCGGUCACAAUUUGGGUAUGACCCAUGAUGCAGACACUUGUGACUGCGGGCAUCGGACCUGCAUUAUGUUUCCAUCAAAAGGAGACGCAACUAGAUUCAGCAACUGCAGUUAUGCUCAGUUCACAGACAACAUGGCAAAACGAAAAUGUUUACACUUUUCAUCACAUACAGGGAACAUCUUCUCAUUUACUGAGUGUGGGAACGGUGUGGUUGAAGAAGGAGAAGAGUGUGACUGUGGCGCUUUACAUUUAUGUAUAAAAGAUCCGUGUUGUCAGUCAAACUGCACUCUGACACCUGGGGCUGCUUGUGCUUUUGGGCUUUGUUGCAAAGACUGCCAGAUCAUGCCAUCGGGCAAUGUGUGUAGAAAAGAGGAAAACAAAUGUGAUCUUCCAGAGUGGUGCAAUGGGACAUCCUAUGACUGUCCAGACGAUGUGUAUGUGCAGGAUGGGAUCCCAUGCCUGGGCGGUGGCUACUGCUAUGAAAAGAGAUGCAAUAACCGUGAAGAACAGUGUAAGAAAAUUUUUGGUAAAGAGGCCAAGAGUGCAAAUCAGAGUUGCUACAGAAGAGUGAACACCCAAGGAGACCGUUUUGGUCACUGUGGUAUUCGUGAGUCUACAUAUGUGCAAUGUAACAUCUCAGACAUCCUGUGUGGGAGGGUUCAGUGUGAGAACGUGAUAGAAAUUCCCCUUCUGCGAGAUCAUUCUACUGUACAUUGGACUCAAUUCAAUAAUGUCACCUGCUGGGGUACAGACUACCAUCUGGGGAUGACCACACCUGACAUUGGAGAAGUGAAAGAUGGUACAGAGUGUGGUACGGAACGUAUCUGCAUCAAAAGGAAGUGUGUCCCUAUGUCACUUCUGGUAAGUGAUUGUACACCUCAGACCUGCAAUAUGAAUGGAGUCUGUAACAACAGACAUCACUGCCACUGCAACUAUGAGUGGGACCCUCCCAACUGCCUGGAAAAUGGCAACGGCGGUAGUAUUGAUAGUGGCCCGCCCCCUAGGAGAAAGACUAAAUUGGAGCAAUGGCAGGGUUAUCUGCUACUACUUUGGUUUACUUUCUUUUUUCUUUUAUUAUGCUUGUUAAUUGUGGUUGCUAUGAGAAAAAGAACAGCGGAGAGUACAGAGCAGAGUGUUUCUAUUUCACCUCAUGGAGAACAGGUAAAUGUUCCAACUUCAACUCAGCAAGAAGAGCAAAAUAUCAAGAUUUUACCUAAGGAAGAAGAGUAA